Pistacia vera is the source of this 1895-nucleotide messenger RNA. Its product is annotated as probable pectinesterase/pectinesterase inhibitor 7. Bases 21 to 1706 code for a protein of 561 amino acids. Gene Ontology annotation, molecular function: pectinesterase inhibitor activity; pectinesterase activity. The transcript has 2 exons. The record is from RefSeq and is a predicted model, not a curated record. Gene Ontology annotation, biological process: cell wall modification. NCBI's taxonomy places the organism in Eukaryota, Viridiplantae, Streptophyta, Magnoliopsida, Sapindales, Anacardiaceae.
UCUUUCCUUUCUCUAAAACAAUGGCUUCUAAACUCUUCUUUCUCAUAACAAUUCACAUUCUUAUUUCCCUUCCUUUCUUUGCCCAUCAAUCUUGUGCAGCAAAUGAGGCUUCAAGGAGUACUACUGUCUCACGAGAAACCCUUUGCAAAUUCGCUCCAGACCCUCACUAUUGCAAAUCUAUUCUCCCAAACCAAACCGGAGAUGUCUACAAUUCUGGCCGAUACUGCUUCGGUAAAGCUUUUUACCAAUCUCGAAAAUUCCUGAGCUUAGUUGAUAAAUAUCUUCAACGCCGGUCCACAUUAUCAAAGCCAACUAUUCGUGCUCUAGAAGAUUGCCGAGUACUAGCUGGUAAUAAUAUGGACUUUCUUUAUAGCUCUUAUCAAACUGUCAAUAAGACUAGUAAUACCCUAUCUACCAUGAAAGCCGAUGAUGUGCAAAGCUUACUCAGUGCCAUUUUAACAAACCAACAGACUUGUUUGGAUGGCCUGAAAGAAACAUCUUCGUCCUCGAGCGUGAACAAUGGUAUAUCAGCCUCUCUUUCUAAUGACACAAAACUUUACAGUGUCUCUCUUGCCCUUUUUACAGAAGGCUGGGUUCCUAAGCAACAGAAAAGGGCCACAUAUCAGCCUACAAGGAAGCAACUCCUUUUUACAAACGGACGUUUACCGCUGAAAAUGUCUGCCCAAAAUCAGGCUCUUUACGAGUCUGUGAGCAGAAGAAAACUUUCCCAAACCACUGAUCAAGUCUUAGUGAGCGAUAUAGUUAUAGUGUGUCAGGAUGGGACUGGAAAUUUCUCCACCAUCAAUGAUGCUGUUAAUGCCGCUCCAAACAAUACUGAUGGUACCAAUGGCUACUUCUUGAUAUAUAUCAAAGCGGGUGUGUAUGAAGAGUAUGUGUCCAUUGCCAAGAACAAGAAGUAUUUGAUGAUGAUAGGAGAUGGCAUUAAUCAGACAGUGAUCACUGGCAACAGAAGCGUUGCUGAUGGGUGGACUACUUUCAAUUCUGGCACCUUUGCUGUGGUGGCACCAAACUUUGUUGCAGUGAACAUAACCUUCCGCAACACGGCAGGAGCAGUCAAGCACCAGGCUGUGGCGCUUCGCAGUGGGGCAGAUUUGUCUACAUUUUACAGCUGCAGCUUUGAAGCAUACCAAGAUACCUUAUACACACAUUCUCUAAGGCAAUUCUAUAGCGAAUGCGAUAUCUACGGUACGGUUGACUUCAUAUUUGGGAACGCUGCCGUUGUUCUCCAAAACUGUGGCAUAUAUCCCCGGCUGCCGAUGAGCGGACAAUUUAAUGCCAUCACCGCACAAGGUCGAACCGACCCUAACCAGAAUACAGGCACAUCCAUUCAUAAUUGUACGAUUAGAGCAGCGGAUGAUUUGGCUUCAAGCAAUCAAACGGUGAACACAUAUCUGGGUAGACCAUGGAAAGAGUACUCGAGAACGGUUUAUAUGCAGUCUUGUAUGGAUAGUUUGAUAAACCCAGCUGGUUGGCAGAUAUGGAGUGGAGAUUUUGCUCUGAGCACAUUAUAUUAUGCUGAGUAUAAUAACACAGGACCUGGAUCGAACACAACCAAUAGGGUCACAUGGCCUGGUUACCAUGUCAUUAAUGCUACAAAUGCCGCAAACUUCACCGUCUCCACUUUCCUCGUUGGGGAUGCUUGGUUACCACAAACAGGAGUGCCUUACACUGGUGGUUUAUUAUAAGCCAUAAAAUAACUGAUCAGUGGAUGUAGCUAUUUGUUUUUUCUUUUAUUUUUAUUUGUUUCAUACUAAUUGUUUUUUUAAGGCAACAAAAGGAGCCAUGUAUUACCCAAGCUAUCCAAAUGUAUAGCUGGGUAUUCGUUCCAAGUUAUUUCAGCAAUAAAAUAUAUUGAUCACUUUAAAAGUUUUGUA